Messenger RNA from Agrilus planipennis (emerald ash borer), 2336 nucleotides. Its product is annotated as neuroendocrine convertase 1-like. The record is from RefSeq and is a predicted model, not a curated record. Gene Ontology annotation, molecular function: serine-type endopeptidase activity. Bases 313 to 2268 code for a protein of 651 amino acids. Gene Ontology annotation, cellular component: Golgi membrane; trans-Golgi network. Gene Ontology annotation, biological process: protein processing. Lineage: Eukaryota; Metazoa; Arthropoda; Insecta; Coleoptera; Buprestidae. The transcript has 12 exons.
UAUAAUUUUAAUUAAAGUAUCUAUCUUUGACAUUAUUAUUUAGCCAUGAUAGGGCAUUAUCAAUUAAAUCUAUUUUCCAUUCAUCCCCAGCAGGAGUUCGGGAAUGUAGCAAGAUCAUCGUUAAUCUUUGUUUAUUUGCAAACGCAACUAAUUGAAACUACGUCUUUCUAAUGCUCUUUUAUCUCCUUUAUCCUCUUGAUAAAGCUCCAAUCGGUAUUGAUAGGGUAACGGGACAAAGCGGGGGUUAUAUUUAAAGCGGAAUGUAUUUUUCACUUGCAAUUUAUUCUCUACAAAGCAUACGAAACAAAAACAAUGCCUUUUUUGGCAUGCUUUUUGCUUUUUCUUGCACCGUCGAUUUUUGCGAAUUUUCAUAACGAGGAAGUUGUGGUUCGUGCAGUUGGGGGGUUGGAAAUGGUAAAAGAAUUGGCAGACGAGGCCGGUUACAUUUUUAAAGGUCCAGUUCGGGGAUUUAAAGACACUUACGUCAUAUUACCGAGAAAUGAUAAAAAUUCUGAGUACGAUAAAAGAGAUGGAAAUAAUGUGCGCCGUAGCUUAGAAGAGGAUAAAAGGGUGAUUUGGAUCGAAAAACAAAAGGUGAAACCUCGACAAAAAAGGGAUUAUCGUUAUUUGGACGAUUUUCUUGAAAGUUUAGUCGAGAAAGAUGAAUUCCAGCGAAUAAAGUCGAGAAACUCGGAAAGGGCUUUUAAUGACGAAUUAUGGAGUCAGCAAUGGUAUUUGCAAGAUACCAGAACGCGCUCAGAUCUUCCAAAACUCGACUUAAACGUUAUUCCGGUGUACAGAAUGGGAAUAACGGGAAAGGGGAUUCGGGUUAAUAUUUUAGACGAUGGUAUAGAAUAUACCCACGACGAUUUGAAAAUAAAUUACGAUCCGGAAAUAAGUUAUGACUGUAACGAGGAUGAUGACGAUCCUCUUCCCCGCUAUGACCGUACCAGGGCGAAUAGCCAUGGUACAAGGUGUGCGGGAGAGAUAGCAAUGGUAGCUAACAAUUUGAAGUGUGGCGUUGGGAUUGCAUUUAAUGCAAAAGUUGGCGGGGUUAAAAUAUUGGACGGUCCGAUCAAUGAUAGGAUCGAAGGGACAGCAUUAAGUUAUGGUUUAAACUUAGUGGAUAUUUAUAGUGCUUCGUGGGGUCCUAGUGACGAUGGCGAAACUGUCGAUGGUCCCGGACGCCUUGCUUCGGAAGCUUUGGAGAACGGGGUAAAAAAGGGUAGGAAUGGUAAAGGGGCGAUAUACGUAUGGGCGUCUGGGAAUGGGGGUAGUCAACACGAUAACUGUAAUUGUGAUGGUUAUUUAACAAGUAUCUACACAAUUUCUAUCGGGAGUGCGUCACAAAAGGGAGAGUUUCCCUGGUACGGAGAGGCGUGUGCUUCCACAUUGGCUGUAACGUACUCUUCGGGAGCAUACAGAGACCAAAUGAUUGCUACAACGGACUUGUUUAACCAAUGUACCAUCAAACACACGGGAACUUCGGCUUCGGCCCCAUUGGCAGCCGGAAUAAUUGCGUUAGCUCUUGAAGCAAAUCCAAAUUUGACCUGGCGAGACGUUCAACAUUUGAUUGUUUGGACAUCCGAACCCGCCCCCGUUUAUGAGAACCCGGGUUGGCAACAGAACGCUGCUGGGUUUUGGUUCAAUACCCGAUUUGGGUUUGGUCUCAUGAACGCUUAUGGCAUGGUCAUAGCCGCUUUGAAUUGGACCAGUGUACCAGAAAAAUCUGUUUGCACAUAUAAAAUAAGUCUACCAAAAAAUGGGUCAUUUUCAUUCGGCAAUCCCAUAACUGUCCCUUUUGAUUCCGAUGGGUGCAAGGGUUCAAUAAAUGAAAUCCAAUUUUUGGAACAUGUAGAAGUGCAAAUGAGUAUUAGUUAUAAUAUUCGAGGGGCUCUCGAACUGAAUUUAACAUCGCCGUCUGGAACAAAUGUCCAACUUCUUACUCCUAGAGAUCACGAUCAAAAUCCAUUUGGUUUUCAUGAAUGGACUUUUAUGUCCGUUAUGACUUGGGGUGAGAAUCCAAAUGGACUUUGGAAAAUUGUUUUGUCAGAUAAGAUUGGCCCGUAUGGUAAUUCGGGGGAGGUAACGGAUGUUACAGUUCGGUUGCAUGGGACCAAACAUCGACCAAAUUAUAUGUCAGCUGGAUCCAGAAAUUAUAAUAGGGAAUAUAACCGCAUUAAAAAUUAUGUUAAUCAACUUAAUUUUAAUUCGAUUAUUCCAAAAGCAAAUCGCAACAUUAUACAAAAGUACAAAUAUUUAUUGUAAUUAACUUAUUGUACCAAUCGAAAACGUAAAUAGUAGGAUAAUAAUAAAAUGGUCUCUAUUACUUUGAC